Callorhinchus milii (elephant shark) is the source of this 3608-nucleotide messenger RNA. Its product is annotated as leucine rich repeat containing 8 VRAC subunit D. Gene Ontology annotation, molecular function: protein binding. The record is from RefSeq and is a predicted model, not a curated record. NCBI's taxonomy places the organism in Eukaryota, Metazoa, Chordata, Chondrichthyes, Chimaeriformes, Callorhinchidae. Bases 291 to 2747 code for a protein of 818 amino acids. The transcript is spliced from 4 exons.
UGGUGUGGGGUUGGGGCAGGGGAGGAUGGGACCUGCUGUGGGGCAGCCCAGGAUGGGACCUGGUGUGGGGCUUGGGCAGCCCAGGAUGGGACCUGGUAUGGGGCCGAUGCAGGGGCAGGGGAGGAUGGGACCUUAUGUGAGGAUGGAGCAGGCGAGGAUGGGACCUGGCGUGGGACUGAUGCAAGGGCAAACAAGGAUGCGACCCGGUGUGGGGCUGGGGCAGGCGAGGAUGGGUCCUGGUGUGAGGCUGGGGCAGGCAAGGAUGGACCUGGUGUGAGGCUGGGGCAGUUAUGUUUUCAGUGGUUGAACUGAAGUAUUUUGGAGACCAACGGGCUACAUUUAAAAUCUUAAAACCAUGGUGGGAUGUUUUCACAGACUAUUUAACAGUUUUGAUGCUUAUGAUAGCAGUGUUUGGAGGGACGCUGCAGAUAUCAACAGACAAGAUAAUCUGCGUCCCUGUGCCAGAAGGAUUCUCAAUGAUCACAAUGCAGUGGAAUAAAAGUGCUCUUAUAGGUCGAAAAUUAAAUAGUUUGGGUUCUGGAUUUAAGACUGACUUGGACCAUGAACAGUAUAAUUUGAUGGAUCAAUAUUGCUAUGACCAUGCAAUUCAGUGGUACUCCAAAUAUUUCCCAUAUAUAGUUAUCAUUCACACACUUGUAUUUUUAGUGAGCAGCAACUUCUGGUUCAAAUUUCCAGGUACAAGUUCUAAAAUUGAACAUUUUAUUUCAAUCCUUGGGAAAUGUUUAGAUUCUCAGUGGACUACAAAGGCACUUUCAGAAACUGUUUAUGAGGAUUCUGACUUACAAUUUCCACAGAGAACUGUUUUAACAACAAAUGAAUCUGUGUCAUGCUCUGGGAGCCUUCAGCCAACAUCUGAAACCACUCUUUUGUUAGGACAAAAGGAAAGCAGUUCUGACACAGUAUGUCAAAAUGAAUCCCAGGAGCCACUUUGUAAGAUGCCUUCAAAAACCUUCAAAACUGUUGGAGGUGGCGUUUAUGGGCAUGCUUCUGUGAAAAUCCUUGAUAAAAAGGAAGGUGAACAAGCAAAAGCAUUGUUUGAGAAAGUCAAAAAGUUUCGUCUCCACACUGAAGAGGGUCACAUUCUUUAUUUGAUGUAUAUAAGACAAACUAUUUUACGCUCUGUUCAAACAAUUAUCAUUUUAGUCUAUUUUGUAACUCUGAUUCCUCGAAUGAAACAUAUUGUCCAUUGUAUAGAUAAAAUUCAUUUUACAGGCUUCACAGAUUUUUUCUGCAUUCAUGGUCUCUGGAGGAUUUUCAGAAUGUUAUCCAUAGUGUAUGUCGUUGUCAUAUUUAUUUAUUGUAUAACCUGUACAUACACAUUGUACUGGAUCUUCUACUUUAAACUUAAGGAAUACUCAUUUGCUUAUGUGAGGGAAGAAACGGGGAUUGAUGAUAUUCCAGAUGUGAAGAAUGAUUUUGCAUUUUUGUUGCAUCUGAUUGAUCAAUAUGACAAACUAUAUGCUAGGAAGUUUGCUGUGUUUCUUUCUGAUGUUAGUGAAAAUAAACUUCGUCAGUUAAGUCUGAGUUAUGAGUGGACACAUGAAAAACUUCAACAACGUAUUGCUACAAAUGAAGACAACAAAACUGAAUUACAUCUUUUUAUGAUGCCUGGUAUUCCUAACAGUGUUUAUGAUAUCUAUAAUCUAGAAGUACUAAAGCUGGAAUUUAUUAAGGAUGUCUCGAUUAGUGCAGCUAUCUCACAGCAAACAUCGCUUCAAGAACUAUGGGUAUACAACUGUAUUAUAAAGGUAGAAAAUCGAGCACUUGCAUUUUUGAAAGAUACAAUAACAAUUUUAAGAGUUCGGUUUGCAAAUGCUGAUGAAAUACCACAGUGGAUGUACAGUCUGAAGAAUCUUCAUGAAUUAUACCUGGAAGGCAACUUUUUAAUUGACAACAAAUCUAUUGUCUUGCAGUCAUUCUGUGAAUUAGAACAUCUUAGGUCAUUGCAUCUGAAAUCCAAUAUCACCAAAGUACCUGCAGUGGUUGCUGAUGUUGCCCAUCACCUUCAGCACCUUUCAAUUCAUAAUCAAGGCAAGAAGUUGACUACUCUCAACAAUCUCAGGAAAUUACUUUGCCUGUCUGUUCUAAAACUUUACAAUUGUGAUCUGGAGCGAAUCCCAAGUGCUAUUUUUAGUCUGAGUAACCUUCAGGAACUUGACCUCAAAGACAACAACCUAAGGACUGUAGAAGAGUUGGCCAGUUUCCAAUAUCUUCGCAAGCUUGUCACACUGAAGCUUCAACAUAAUAAAAUCACACAGAUUCCUCCAUAUAUUGCCAAGGUCAUCUCACUGGAAAUGCUAUAUCUAAACAAGAAUAGCAUUGCUGUUCUUCCACCGAGUCUAUUUAAACUAAUUAAAUUACGGCAUUUGGAAGUUGGUCAUAACAGUAUUAUAAACAUUCCCAGUGAAAUAGAACAAUUAGAGGAUCUUCACUAUUUUGAUAUUGAAAGUAACAAAGUAUCUGAAUUACCCUUGGAACUUUUUCACUGCACAAAACUCAGAGUUUUAAUACUUUCCCAUAACCUUUUACCUUUCAUUCCACCCCAAGUGGGAAAUUUGACUCAACUCCGGCAACUGGAACUGAAAGGUAACAGAUUGCAAGAGUUACCACAUGAACUAGAGAAGUGCCUAAAUCUGAAGAGAAGUCAACUUAAUGUAGAAGAGGACAUCUUUAAUACAUUACCAUAUGACAUCAGAGAGCAGUUCCUAAGCAGAGAGUCUAUGUGAAUUAUGGAGGCACACGUCGGCGGUUCAAAAUGGUGCCUAGCAUUGAAACACGUGUUAAGUGGAGAGCAAUAAUUGAAUUUCUCACAGCUGAGGGAAUUUUACCGAUUGAGAUUCACUAUUGCAUGAUGAAAGUGGACACUCGUGUUGAUGAUAGUACUGCUGGGUAUAUCGUGUGAAAAGUGGACAAACUGAGCUUCAAGACAGGGUGACCAGCAACAGCUGUUAAUGAAGAAGAACCUGAAAGCUCGUAUAAGGAGAACACUAACAUGGCAGAACUGCUUCUGCGCCACGACAAUGCCAGACUUCAAACGAGCCUCAGAACAUCAGAAGCAAAUGGUCAAUCGGAUGAACUUUGCUUCCUCACUCUUCAUACAGCCCAGACUUGGUGCCCUCAGACUUUCAUCUCUUCUGUCCUCCGAAGGAAGGCCUAUGUGGACAACACUUCGAAAACAUCGAUGCCCUGAAGAAUGCUGUUUGUUAAUGGCUCCAAAACAAAGACAUAUCAUUCUACCGUAAUGGCCUACUGGCACUGACUGGUUCCAUAUUGGCACAAGUGUGCAGUUCGGGAGAGUGACUUUGUAGAAAAAUAACUGCGCUGAUGUAUUUAAAAAGCUUCAUUUGUGUUUAUGUUUAGUUAAUAAGUUAACAAUUAAACAAUUUUGAGAAAAUAGAAAGGAGGCAUUACUUUUGAGACAUCCCAUGUAGAUGCUUUAAGAUAAAAUUCAGUUUCCAUUAUUACAGCCUUUUUUUUUCACAAAUGCAUUGCUUUGAAGUUUUUGUGAGAGUUUUAGCUUUCGGUUUGUUCUUAGUGCUAUUGGUAAGAUUUACUCUUUUUUUAAAGAAAACAAUGUCUUUUGCCAA